Anas platyrhynchos (mallard) is the source of this 2926-nucleotide messenger RNA. NCBI's taxonomy places the organism in Eukaryota, Metazoa, Chordata, Aves, Anseriformes, Anatidae. The record is from RefSeq and is a predicted model, not a curated record.
CGGUGCUGAAUCACGGCCCCGGCCCCGGCCCCGUGAGUCAGCCCCGGGCGGGGCGGGGCCGCGCGGCUUCACCUGCGGCCAGGACCGGGCUCGGCCCCACGCGCGGCACCGGCGGCGGGGGAGCAGCAGCGGGAACCGAGCGGGCGGCACAGCCGGAGGCAGCGAUGGCAGCGCAGGCCGAGUACCACCGGCUGGAGGACUACGAGGAGGAUUCCCCCCCCGGCGAGGAGGAGCUGCUGGUGCACGUCACCGAGGGGCUGCAAGACUCCUGGCACCACAUCAAGAACCUGGAUAAUUUCUUCACCAAGAUCUACCACUUCCACCAGAAGAACGGCUUCGCCUGCAUGAUGCUCUCCGACCUCUUUGAGCUGGUGCAGUUCCUGUUCGUCGUCACCUUCAGCACCUUCCUGCUGUGCUGCGUGGAGUACGACGUCCUCUUCGCCAACCGCCCGCUCAACCACAGCCAGGUGCCAGCCCCGGAGCGCAGCAAGGUGACGCUGCCCGACGCCAUCCUGCCCGCGCCGCAGUGCGCCCAGAGGAUCCGCGCCAACGGCUGGGUCAUCUUCCUGCUGGUGAUGGCCGCGGUGUUCUGGCUGUACCGCCUGGUGAAGGUGCUGUGCAGCCUGCUGAGCUACUGGGAGAUCCGCGCCUUCUACAUCAAGGCCCUCAACAUCCCCUCGGACGGGCUGUGCAACUACAGCUGGCAGGAGGUGCAGGCGCGGCUGAUCUCGCUGCAGCGCGAGCAGCAGAUGUGCGUGCACAAGAAGGAGCUGACGGAGCUGGACAUCUACCACCGCAUCCUGCGCUUCAAGAACUACACCGUGGCCAUGGUCAACAAGUCGCUGCUGCCCGUCCGCUUCCGCCUGCCCCUGCUGGGCCACGUCGUCUUCCUGACGCAGGGCCUCAAGUACAACCUGGAGCUGCUCCUCUUCUGGGGCCCCGGCUCGCUCUUCCAGAACAAGUGGAACCUGCAGCCGCAGUACAAGCGGGCGGGCUCGCGGCUGGAGCUGGCGCAGCGCCUGGCGCGCACCAUGGUGCUGCUGGGGCUGGCCAACCUGCUGCUGUGCCCCUUCGUGCUGGUGUGGCAGGUGCUCUACGCCUUCUUCAGCUACACCGAGGUCAUCAAGAGGGAGCCGGGCAGCCUGGGCGCGCGGCGCUGGUCGCUCUACGGCCGCCACUACCUGCGCCACUUCAACGAGCUCAACCACGAGCUGCAGGCGCGCCUGAGCCGCGGCUACAAGCCGGCCACCAAGUACAUGAACUCCUUCACCAGCCCGCUGCUCACCGUGCUGGCCAAGAACGUCGGCUUCUUCGCCGGCUCCAUCCUGGCCGUGCUCAUCGUCCUGACCGUCUACGACGAGGACGUGCUGACCGUGCAGCACAUCCUCACCGCCAUCACCCUGCUAGGGCUCGUGGUCACGCUGGCCAGGUCCUUCAUCCCUGACGAGCACAUGGUGUGGUGCCCGGAGCAGCUGCUGCAGCGCGUCCUGGCGCACAUCCACUACAUGCCCGACCACUGGCAGGGCAACGCCAGCAAGUCGGAGACGCGCAACGAGAUGGCGCAGCUCUUCCAGUACAAGGCGGUCUUCAUCCUGGAGGAGCUGCUGAGCCCCAUCCUCACCCCCCUCAUCCUCAUCUUCGCCCUGCCCGCCCGCGCCCUGGACAUCAUCGACUUCUUCCGCAACUUCACGGUGGAGGUGGUGGGGGUGGGCGACAUCUGCUCCUUCGCCCAGCUCGACAUCCGCAAUCACGGCAACCCCCAGUGGCUGUCGGCGGGGCAGACGGAGGCCUCGGUGUACCAGCAAGCCGAGAACGGGAAGACGGAGCUGUCGCUGAUGCACUUCGCCAUCACCAACCCGCGCUGGCAGCCGCCCCCCCAGAGCGAGCUCUUCCUCAGCCACCUGAAGGAGAAGGUGCAGCAGGACGCGGCCGCCGCGCCGCCCGCACAGCGCAUCCUGGCCGAGGGGCCCCUGGGCACCUCGCUGCUCUCCGACGACUCGGCCACGGCGCCGGACGGCUUGCUGGCCAGCGUGCUGGCUCGCCCCAUCCUCUCCGCCAGCGGGCUGGUGUCCCGGGACCGGCGCUUCAUCCAGCCCUGCAGCACGGCCAGCGCCGCCGCCAGCGUCCUGGCGUCCCUCUCGUCCCCGCUGCCCGGGCGGGCGCGCGUCCCCUCCGCCGACAGCCCCGGCUGCCACAGCGACCGCCUGCUCCCGGAGGAGAGCUUGCUGCUGAGUGAGUCGCGCCUGCUCAGCCUGAGCCGCUCCGCUGUGCUCGCCGAGGUGGCGUCGGCCGAGAUGAGCCUGCACGCCAUCUACAUGCACGAGCUCCACCAGCAGCAGCAGCAGGGCCCUGCGCCCCUGGCCGUGGGGCUGUGGGUGGCUGCAGGGGCUCCCAAGCAGCCCUCCGUGACCGCAGGCUCGGCCGCCCGCGCCUCGCAGGCUCAGCUCCGGGAGCUCCGGGAGAUGCCGCUGGGAGGCUGGGCCGAGGAAGAGGAGGAGGAGGAGGAGGAGGAGGAAGAGGAGCAGACGACGGGCUAGCUGCCCGCUGCGCCGGUUCCUGGGUGCACCAACAGCGCCCGGCCCCCCCCCAGCCCGGGGGAGCUGCUGGAGGGGGCGGCCGGGGCUGGGGGCCGUGGGGCCGCUCGACGCCGCCUGCUGCAGCCGGGGGCCCGACCGUGGGGACCCCCGCGUGGCUGCGCCUCCGUGCCGGUGCCUGGCCUGCGGUGUGGGGCCGGGGCGCUGCCGGGGGCAGCCGGCCCCACCAGGUGCUAUAUUUAUAUGGGGGGCACGGCGCACCCGGGGCUGCUGCCGUCCCUGCUGCCCACCCGUGCCGGGGCCCCCCCAUUGCUGUGGCCAAGCCUGGGGUGACGCAGGACCCCCCCUCGGCCCCGGGAGCCCCAGGGGCAAAUAAAGGUUUACAGACUGGC